UCUGACUGCCAGACAAACCAGACAAACUCAGACAGAGAGACAACAUGGAUCCGAACACGACGAUUCUGCGAGUCAAGAGAAAAAGGGGGACCGACCCCGCGGAUGCGUUGUUGCUGGCGUGUAAACGUAUCCGACCGGAGACAGCCCAGAGCUCAGGUGAAACGGUCCCGGAGCCAAAUGAAGCCGAGGUGGAAAACUCUGUGUUCAAACUCGUGGCGACCGUAGCGACACAGGAUGCUCCUGUUCAGACUCAGGUGCGACAGGCUUUGGCUCGGCCUCGCAUGGCCCAUGCCCUGCGCCCCUCUGCUGCCAGUUCACAACGGAUAAUUGGGGAUCUACGGAGCACAAAGUGGAGCACCCGGAGGGAGGAACGCUACAGAAUACUCUCCAGCCACCGUACAGGGCUGUCAAGUCCAGCUGAGCAGCAAACCCCCCAGACAGAAAACUCUGAGGACGUAGAGGAGACUGGGAAAGAGCAGGACAAAUGUCUGGGUCUUGGUGCGAUCCAGGUGGUCGAUCUCCUACAUGAGGAUGCAGAGGACCAGGACAAAUCCCCUGGCAAGACGCUGUCCUCAGACCCAGAGGUGAUCCUGUGUAACAGCACCAAGAUGCUGCGGGAGCGCCUGAGCAUAACCGGAGAGAGACUGGGGGAAGAGCACCGGGAGCAGGACGACGACUACGUCUACGAUCUUUACUACCAGGAAACAGUCACACCAGGGUGGAUCCAGGACAUCCUGUCUGUCAGGGCCUAUGCUGAUGAGGGAGAACUGGUGCCCGACCUUGUGGUCCAUGAAGAGGAGGUGUAUGAAGAUGAGGAUGAUGAGAACGAGGAAGGCAACUGGAGGAAUGACUACCCUGAUGAGGAGAGUGAUGCCGACAGUGACAGAGAGGAGCGCUAUGGUGGUUACUGGGAGGAGGAGCACUCGUACAGCCGGAGGAGCUGGAACCGCUACCAGAGGGAAGUGCUGCAUGAGCUGGGCUGCCAUGGUGAAGAUGACAAUGAGGAGGAUGAUGACGAUGGAGACAAAUAUAAUUCCGAUUGAUCUAUCCCUUAACCCCACACCUGUCAGUGGAUCUUCCCAUUGCCCUCUCCACUAAUAACACCGUACUCCAUUGACCUCUGUGUAGAUGAGAGCAGAAGGAAACAAUAAUGGCACAUGAGAGAAACCUGAAAAAUAGAUCCCAUGUUUAAGUGUAGCAAUUAAUGUGUAGCACUCAUCAGAUUUGACAAAGUUAAAUUGACUGAGAAGAUCAUGUUCUGAACACCACUAACUACACCCUGCAUGUUAAAACAAAUUCCAUUUUAUGUGCCAAUGCAAAAAAAAGGGUCACAGAGCACGUCAGCCACUAAUGGUUGAGAAAACUGCAAACAUACCAUCUCUCAGUAUACAUGUUCUUAUGAUGAGAUCCAUCAGUCUCUGCUACACAGAAGGUGAAGGAGUAGGCGUUAUUUCCAGAAGGAUCCAGAGUGUCUUUUUUUUUUUUUUUUUAAACUGUGGUGGAGUGAAUUUGUGUGUGGGUGUUUGUUCAAUGUGGAUGUGUGUUUAAAAAUGUUGCACAUUAGUGUGAUAUGCCUUGUAUGCUUUGUGCUGUUAACACUUCUGUUAGUGAGACGUCUCGGGCUGCGCGUGGUUGCAAUUUAGGAUGCAUUCUGUGCAUGGUAGUGUGUGUAGGUACAACUGUGUGUGUUAGAUUUUUUGCAUAAUGUGAAAGCGUGAUGCAUACGUUUUGUUGUGGGUGUGCGAGUUCAGUUCAGAAAUUCCCCUUUGAAGUUCAGAUUGUUUCUCUUGGAUGCUUGUUGAAUUUAAAUUUUUUUGUAAAUAUGUAGAUGUGUAUAAAAAGAAAGCUUUCAAAAUAAACUUGAAACAUCUGUG
Molecule: messenger RNA, 1874 nt
Organism: Epinephelus moara (kelp grouper)
Lineage: Eukaryota; Metazoa; Chordata; Actinopteri; Perciformes; Serranidae
Gene: slc7a6os
Product: solute carrier family 7 member 6 opposite strand
Exons: 5
Coding region: 45-1043 (332 amino acids)
Biological process (GO): developmental process
Source: RefSeq, a predicted model, not a curated record